UCAGCAUCUCCCAGUUUAAAACCUGAUCAAGGUGGAAGGAGUACGCACAUGUGGGUCGGACAUCACUGCAGGGAUCUCUCAUCAUCCACUAACUUCUCCUGAGAUCAGUAGGUGUAUCUGGUGAUCCACAGAAGAUCCAGACCAAGGUCAUAAUGGGCUCCAGCUCCUCAUCCUAUGCCCCUAAAACGAUCUACCUGGAUGUAGAGGGGAAGGUUCAAAGGGUCAUUUUUAGUCGACACUGCAGUCCGUGUGACAUCAGAGAGCUUCUCCUCACAUCCUCCAACAUGGCCAGAAACACAGCUAUACUGCUAGUGGACACAGAAGGAGCGCUGAUAUCUAUUGACCCCACCAUGCCUACCAACUCUCCCAAUAACCUGUAUAAAGUUGUUACCCAUUCAAGUCAAGGAGGAGAGAAAGAAGACAUGUUUCAGAAUGUUCUCUCACAAGUAGCUGAACAGUUCAGUCGGGCUUUUAGGAUAAAUGAGCUGAAGACGGAGGUGACGAACAGGCUGGCCAUGCUGGAGAAGAGAGUCGAAUUGGAGGGGCUGAAAGUGGUGGAGAUUGAGAAGUGUAAAAAUGAUCUGAAGAAACUGAGAGAUGAGAUGACCUCUAGAGGUGGAGCAAGGGUGAACUGCAACUGCAAAUACAAUUUCACUGAUGAUGGAAAGAAGCUCUCACCAAGACGGGAUGUUCCAAGUUAUCCAAAAUACACACUCUCCCAGGAGACGAUAGAAGCUCUAAAGAAGCCCACCUUUGAUGUCUGGCACUGGGAACACAAUGAGAUGUUAAGCUGCUUGGAGUACAUGUACCAUGACCUUGGGCUGGUAAAGGAGUUCAACAUGAACCCCAUCACACUAAAAAGAUGGCUGUUGGCGAUUCAGGAAAAUUACCGCGAUAACCCGUUCCAUAACUUCCGUCACUGCUUCUGCGUUAGCCAGAUGAUGUAUGGAAUGAUCCACCUGUGCAACCUUCAGGAGAAGCUGACAAUGACAGACAUGUGCAUUCUGAUGACGGCAGCAGUGUGCCAUGAUCUGGAUCAUCCAGGUUAUAACAACACGUAUCAGAUUAACGCUAAGACGGAGCUGGCCGUACGCUAUAACGACAUUUCCCCCUUGGAGAACCACCACUGUGCCGUAGCCUUCCAAAUCCUCUCUAUGCCAGAAUGCAACAUCUUUGCUAACAUUGAGCCUGAGUCCUUCAAACAGAUACGACAGGCAAUCAUUACUCUCAUUCUAGCCACUGACAUGGCCAGACAUGGGGAGAUACUAGACUCCUUCAGACAGAAGGUGGACAACUUCGACUUCACAAAUGAGGAACAUGUCAAAUGUUUGAAGAUGGUCUUGAUCAAGUGCUGCGACAUCUCCAAUGAGGUCAGGCCCACAGAUGUGGCUGAGCCGUGGGUGGACUGCCUGCUGGAGGAGUAUUUCAUGCAGAGUGAUAGAGAGAAGUCAGAAGGUCUUCCUGUCGCCCCAUUUAUGGACCGGGACAAAGUAACGAAGCCAACAGCACAAAUUGGCUUCAUCAAGUUUGUCCUCAUCCCCAUGUUUGAGACAGUCAUGAAGCUCUUCCCUCAGAUUGAGGAGAUCAUGGUGCAGCCACUGAGAGAUUCUCGGGAUCACUAUGAAGAACUGAAGCAAAUAGAUGAUGCCAUGUCAGAGGCCCAGAAGAAGAAAACGGAGAGCAUGUCAUUAGGAGGGAAAAAGAAAUAGACUUGGCCUCCUUCUUCCAUGGUACCAAAAAAGAGGUUCAGGCUCUAACUGAAAUGCCGUGGCCAGGAGGUAAAGCCUGGCAUUGUUCUGGCUUCCCUCACGUCGUUGUUCUGAAGCAGAGUGGAUCUUCUCCAGCCCAGGAGAUAUCGAGACCAUUUCGAAGAGACCGCUCCCUCUCCCUCCACAUCAAAUAGAUGUAGUAAGAUAUUUAUGAGAAAUCCAGCUGUGAAUGAUCAGAUUAGAAUACUUUCUUUCAGAAGCUGCCGACACUUUUGUCAUGUGCAGUAAGUGAAAGCAUACACUGGGAUUUAAUUCAGUCUCAUGACUGAUUCAUAAACACUGUUUGAUGGAAUGAUUAAAAGGAAAAGCUUUAAUUAUGUUCUGAAAUAAAAAGGGAUAUAUGCUAUUUUGAGUAAACUGAAAUACCAAAAAUAGUGUUUAGCAUACUGUAGGUUUUGAAUGUGUAAGAGUUUGGCUUCCUUGUAUCUGACCAGAUCUGAUCAGGUGAAUUUAUAUAAUUUAUAUAUUAUAUUUAUAUAAUUUAUACAGGAUUGCACCCUGAAGUACUUUACUGUGCUUCCUGUUUUAUGUAUUGUUUUUUUUUUUUUUGAGGAAUAAUAUGACUAUAAAAAAAAAAUUCAAACCAAAUUAAUUUAACAAACUUAAAUCAAGAAAUACACUUUUGUAUUCUAUAUAUUUUUGCCUGCAGUGCUAAACUUCAUUACAUUUAUACUUAAAUAAAAGAUUUUGUUCUGUCCAAGUUCCUCUCUGUAAGUUCUAAAUUCUCUCCCUGCUUUAGAGACAUUCUUGCAUCACUGAGGUGGAAUUGAUAACAGUCGGGGGGCAUAUGGUGUAUAUCAUAAGAUAUGGCAACCUUUUCUUGGAUUGUCCAGACUGAAUAUUCAUCUACAAUUGGACUAUGAUAUUUUAUCUUUUAUGGAAUGGAUUUUUAUUGUUAAUUUUUCUUGAUUUACCAUAUGAAACAUAAUGAUGUUUCUGGAUAUUACUUAAAAUAAUUUAUUUCUCGUUUAUUGGUCUCUCAAUAGUUCUUUUUCUUUUUUCCAAUGUUUUAAAUCAACAAACAUUGAUUACAUGGAACUAAAUUCUAAAACAGACUACAAACUAGAAGAUUUGACUUAAAUUGGUUCUUGCCAUCAGACCUAUAAAGUAAGAAAAUGGCAAUUAGCAAUGCAUACGAAGGCAAUGUCGUUUAUUUGUAGAUUAAAAUGUUUGUAGAUAUUUUCUGACAAAUAAAUGAGAAAAUUAAGAAAGACAGCUGAAACAUCUUGACACAUCAUUUAAAGACCAGAACAUGCAGUGAAAGGUUGUGAUUAUGAGCUUCCCUUCCCUGGUACACAGCAUUUUAGGGGAUUUUGUAAAGUGUGGCAACACACUAUGCUAAAGUAUUUUAUUUAUUUAUUUGUUUGUUUGUUUUUUUGCUUGUUAAUUUAUUUAGCAAUGUGUUCAUUAAAUCAUAAUAUAUAAAAUAUGAAGUGUAUAAAAAUGUUUCUUUCACUUCUAUUAUAUAUUGAAUGGUACAAUAAAAAAUAUGUUUUUUGGAGCUGGAAUGAAUUCACCAGUACGUGGCAUUAUUUUACUGCACAUUUUAGCUUGCUUGUUUUGUAUGUUGUUUUGAAAUCAGUGGCAUUUUAAUCACCGAAACAUGUUUUUUGUGAUAAAUUGUUUCUCAGUUCAGAGUUAUUUACAAUGCUGUAUUUUGGAGUGAUUGAACUAGAAAAGUGUUGUUUUGGUGAAUGUAUGUCCUGUUGCCGUAAACUAAACAUAGACCAGAAUAAAUGACUGUACCAUAUGUGUGA
Messenger RNA from Astyanax mexicanus (Mexican tetra), 3526 nucleotides. It is a transcript of the gene pde9ab, whose product is annotated as phosphodiesterase 9ab. The transcript has 20 exons. Gene Ontology annotation, biological process: cGMP catabolic process. Gene Ontology annotation, molecular function: 3',5'-cyclic-GMP phosphodiesterase activity. Lineage: Eukaryota; Metazoa; Chordata; Actinopteri; Characiformes; Acestrorhamphidae. The record is from RefSeq and is a predicted model, not a curated record. The coding region runs from base 153 to 1709 and encodes 518 amino acids.